Messenger RNA from Canis lupus familiaris (dog), 3195 nucleotides. RefSeq names its product elaC ribonuclease Z 2 (gene ELAC2). Gene Ontology annotation, biological process: mitochondrial tRNA 3'-end processing. The record is from RefSeq and is a predicted model, not a curated record. The transcript has 25 exons. Gene Ontology annotation, molecular function: 3'-tRNA processing endoribonuclease activity. Gene Ontology annotation, cellular component: mitochondrion. The coding region runs from base 1 to 2694 and encodes 897 amino acids. Lineage: Eukaryota; Metazoa; Chordata; Mammalia; Carnivora; Canidae.
AUGUGGCUCCUCCGCUCGCUGCUGCUGCUGCGCUCGGCGGCCGGGCGCGCCAUGUCGCAGGGACCCGCCCGCCGCCAGCGGCCGCCCAAGGACCCGCUGCGGCACCUGCGCACGCGGGAGAAGCGCGGCGCGGCGUGGGAGCCCGGGGGCCCGAACACCGUGUACCUGCAGGUGGUGGCGGCCGGCGGCCGGGACGUGGGCGCGGCGCUCUACGUGUUCUCGGAGUACAACCGGUACCUCUUCAACUGCGGGGAGGGCGUCCAGAGACUCAUGCAGGAGCACAAGUUGAAGGUGGCUCGUUUGGAUAACAUAUUCCUGACCCGAAUGCACUGGUGUAACGUGGGGGGGUUGUGUGGAAUGAUUCUUACCUUGAAGGAAACGGGGCUCCCCAAGUGUGUGCUUUCUGGACCUCCACAACUGGAAAAAUAUCUAGAAGCUAUCAAAAUAUUUUCUGGUCCAUUGAAAGGAAUAGACCUGGCCGUGAGGCCCCACUCUGCACCAGAAUACAAGGAUGAGACCAUGACCGUCUUCCAGAUCCCCAUAUACAGUGAGCUGAAGCGAGCAGAACGCCAGCCAUCUCAGAGUCCAGAAAGACUCAGUCCAGGGCAGUCUUCGGAUUCUGGAUCCGCCGAAAACGAGCAGCACCUUCCAGACGGUAUUGGCCAGAAGAAGAGCGGCCGGGACCCCACCUUGGUUGUAGCUUUUGUCUGUAAGCUUCACGUGAAGAAGGGCAACUUCCUGGUGCUCAAAGCCAAGGAGCUGGGCCUGCCAGUCGGGACAGCUGCCAUUGCCCCCAUCAUUGCUGCUGUCAAGGACGGGAAGAGCAUCACUUAUGAGGGCAGGGAGAUUUUGCCUGAAGAGAUCUGUACUCCUCCAGAUCCUGGUCUUGCUUUUAUUGUGGUAGAAUGUCCGGACGAAGAAUUCAUUCAGCCCGUGUGUGAGAACGCCACCCUCCGGAGGUACCAAGGCGAUGCCGAUGCCCCUGUGGCGCUGGUGGUGCACAUGGCCCCCGAGCAUGUGCUGGCGGACCCCAGGUACCAGCAGUGGAUGGAGAGGUUUGGGCCUGCCACCCAGCACCUGGUCCUGAAUGAGAGCUGCUCCUCGGUCCACAAUCUCCGCAGCCACAAGAUCCAGACGCAGCUCGGCCUCAUCCACUCUGACAUCUUCCCCCCGCUUGCCACCCCCCACCGCCAGGAGGAACACACCACCUUCCGCGUGCCCACGGUCCGGGGCGAAUGUCUCCUCAAGUAUCAGCUCCGUCCGCGGAGGGAGUGGCAGAGGGAUGCUGUCAUUGUCUGCAAUCCCGAUGAAUUCAUAGCUGAGGCCCUGGAGCUCCCCAAUUUCCAAGAGAGUGUGCAGGAAUACCGGAAGGCUAUGCAGGACGGCCCAGCCCCAGCAGAGAAAAGAAGCCAGUAUCCAGAAAUCAUCUUCCUCGGAACAGGCUCUGCCAUCCCGAUGAAGAUUCGAAACGUCAGCGCCACGCUUGUCAACAUAAGCCCCGACAGGUCCCUGCUCCUGGACUGUGGCGAAGGCACGUUCGGGCAGCUUUGCCGUCACUACGGGGACGAGGUGGACAGGGUCCUGGGCACCCUGGCUGCCGUGUUCGUGUCCCACCUGCACGCGGAUCACCACACGGGCUUGCUGAAUAUCCUACUGCAGAGAGAACGAGCUCUGGCAUCUCUAGGGAAGCCGUGUCACCCUCUGCUGGUGGUCGCCCCAACCCAGCUCAAGGCCUGGCUCCAACAGUACCACAACCACUGCCAGCAGCUGCUGCACCAUGUCAGCCUGAUUCCUGCCAAGUGCCUUCAGAAAGGAGCGGAGGUCUCCAGUCCCGCGGUUGAAAGGCUGAUUGCGUCGCUGUUGGGAGCCUGCGACUUGGAAGAGUUUCAGACCUGCCUGGUGCGCCACUGCAAGCAUGCUUUCGGCUGUGCGCUGGUCCACACGUCCGGCUGGAAAGUGGUCUAUUCCGGGGACACCAUGCCCUGCGAGGCUCUGGUCCAGAUCGGGAAGAACGCCACCCUCCUGAUACAUGAGGCCACGCUGGAAGAUGGCCUGGAGGAGGAGGCCGUGGAAAAGACACACAGCACCACCUCCCAGGCGAUUGGUGUGGGGGUGCGCAUGAAUGCGGGGUUCACCAUGCUGAACCACUUCAGCCAGCGCUAUGCCAAGGUGCCUCUCUUCAGCCCCGACUUCAACGAGAAAGUGGGGAUUGCCUUUGACCACAUGAAGGUCUGCUUUGCGGACUUCCCGACGGUGCCCAGGCUGAGCGCCCCGCUGAAAGCCCUGUUUGCCGGCGACAUCGAGGAGAUGGAGGAGCGCAGGGAGAAACGGGAGGUGCGGCAGGCGCGGGCGGCGCUGCUCUCAGGGGAGCAGGCGCGCGGCCCUGAUGACAGGACGCCCCCGCAGAAGCGGGCCCUCGUGGAGCAGCCUCGGAGUCCGCAGAGCAAGAAGGGACAGACCUGCUGGAUGGGUCGUACCGCCGCCACCUGGCACGGCUUUGGACCCGAGGCUGCUGGACGGAAGAACAGGGACAACUGGGAGUUGGUACUGACCAUUUUUAAGGAAGCUGCACGGAAAACGCAGCAUGGCCUGCCUGUUCCAGUCACGUGCUCCCUCUGCACACCCGCGCCAAGCUGGGUCACAGGACGCUGGGUCGUGGACACAAUGUCAGAGUAUUCAGGACUCCGGGAAUAGCGUUGCCAGAGGCAGGCCUCAAGAUGCUGCCUGGAACCCGAGUGUUGUGCUUUGCCCCGGUGCCACCUGUGAGUAGGAGCCUCCUGCCCUGCGGCACAGUGCUCCCUGGCACCCACGGUGACCUGGAAGCCGGCUCUGCUGGUGGUGGUGAGGGCCUUCAGAGCCUGUCCCCGGAGAAAAGGGGGGAGACCAGGGAUGGGUCUCUGCCCCCCAGUGAGAUCUGGCCCCCCUACUGCCCUCAGUGUGUUGACAAAUCAGUCGUGGAUUGGGCCCUCUCGCCCUCCCUUGGGGAUCUAACAAUGGAGAGAAUUCCCGGUGGAUCCGUAUUUGUUGGUAAGAACAGAGCUUUAAAAGCUCAGGUGACUUAGAAGAGAUGGUUCGAGGACUCAGCCUAGCCCAGCCGUGACCGCAGGUGUCCUCCCGAGGAGUGUCCCCCACAAGCUUAUUGUUGAAACAAGAAGAUAGGCCACGCUCAGGGAUAAUAAAUCUAUUUUAAUAACA